Molecule: messenger RNA, 955 nt
Organism: Spizellomyces punctatus DAOM BR117
Lineage: Eukaryota; Fungi; Chytridiomycota; Chytridiomycetes; Spizellomycetales; Spizellomycetaceae
Exons: 3
Coding region: 126-836 (236 amino acids)
Biological process (GO): phospholipid biosynthetic process; lipid droplet organization; lipid storage
Cellular component (GO): endoplasmic reticulum membrane
Source: RefSeq, a predicted model, not a curated record
AACCAUCAUCACGGAUCACCAACUGCAUUUUACAAUUGGUCUACAUCUCUUUCUUUCCGGGCUAAUUGCCAUUUUGCACGAAUAACCUUAAAGUCGCCCUCUCGCAUCUUUGGCAGAUCGUCAAGAUGAAGAGAUACCAACGAAACCUCCUUUUAUUCUAUUCUUUGACUGUACUCGUUGGCUCCAUUCUUCACACUUUUGCCCCACCACCACCAUCUGUCUUCUCGAAUAAACGAAAUCCUCUCAAUGUAUACUUUGCCAAGCGUGGAUGGUUUUGGACAGGCGUCACCCUCCUUUUGUUUGCCCUCUUUGCCUCGCCACCGGGAUACCGUCGACGUGCCGUCAUACGCUGGACGGCAGCAACGAGCUACUGGGUGUUGUUUGCUCAGUGGGCGUUUGGACAUUCGCUAUUUGACCGCGUAUUACUAGUGUCUGGAACGUGCAGCAUUGAUGGGCACGGACAUCCACGGAUUUGUGUUCGGAAUGGGGGAGAGUGGAUUGGGUUUGAUACGUCAGGGCAUUGUUUCAUUCUUAUCCACAUGUCCCUCUUUAUUUACGAAGAACUUCAACUCCUAGUCAGACCUCAAGUCGUCCGUCCACGAUACGCAAACGCAACCGCAAUCCUAUCCAGCGUUCUCAUUUUCCUCCUCCUUCUCUGGUACACGAUGCUCAUCGCGACGAGCGUUUAUUUCCACACGUGGCAAGAGAAAAUUGCAGGAACAAUUGCAGGCUUGGCUUUUUGGGUUGUCAUGUAUGGAUAUGUAUGGCCGAAAUGGUUUCCCGAUAUGAUGCCUCAGGCAACCGCGGUUGUGGCCCAAAGAAGGCAAACGGAAUAGUUGGUCUGCUAAGAUAAUUAAUGGCAAGAUUAUUGAGAAGAGUAGUGCAGAUGGUAGAUCUUGCACCAGGGCACUCGUCUCAUUGAUGUAUUUAUUUGUAAUUUGAUUUCAUAACCUAU